Molecule: messenger RNA, 2698 nt
Organism: Vombatus ursinus (common wombat)
Lineage: Eukaryota; Metazoa; Chordata; Mammalia; Diprotodontia; Vombatidae
Gene: NR2C2AP
Product: nuclear receptor 2C2 associated protein
Exons: 6
Coding region: 1776-2201 (141 amino acids)
Source: RefSeq, a predicted model, not a curated record
GCUGGAUUUGAACUUAGGUCUUCCUGAGUCUCUAUCCAUUGCAUCACCUAGUCUGGACACCACCUUUUUAAGGAAGGACACUGGCAAGCUAGAGCGUGUCUUGAGGAGGACAUUCAGAAGAUGAAAAGCCUUGAGACCAUGCCACAGGAGGACUUGUUGAUGGGUCUGGGGAUGUUUAGUCUGAAGAGAAGGGGGGGAGGGGCACCUGAGAGCCGUCAAAGACUCAAUUGGAAGAGGAAUUAGACUUGCUGCUUGGCUUCAGAAGCAGAACUAGGAGAAAAUGGGUGGGAAUUUGCCCAGGAAAUUUUGGGUUCCAUGUAAAGAAAAACUUUCCAACAGUGAAAACUGUCCCUAAGUGGAACGGGGCAGUUCAGUGAGUACUGAGUUCCCCAUCCAUCACUGAUGAUUUUGAGUGGAGGCAGGACAAGUCCAUGUCAGGGCACUGCAGAAAGCAAUCUGGGUCAGGCUCCCAGAGUAUAAGGGCACAGAAGUCUUCUCCUCUAACUCCCUAUACUCUAUCUAGUUUCCCCUGGAAGACCUCCACGUGGGGGCUGCUUGUAAAUCUUAUACACAAAACUUUCAUAAACAUUUCUUUUGGGUGGGUGGGAGCCACCAUAGAGCACUGCAGGAAUGGGUCAGUCAGCUAGCAUUUAUUAAGCACCUACUACAAGCCAGGCACCGUGCUAAGAGCUAGGAAUACAAAGAGAGGCAAAAGACAGUCUCCGCUCUCAAGGAGCUCCAUUCUCACGGGGGCAACAAGCUAACAACUACAUCCAAACAAGCUGUAGAUGGGAUAAACUGGGGAUGAUCUCACAGGGAAGGCACUGAGAUAUUAAGGAAGACUGGGAAAGACUUGUUAUUUUGGUAGACGUGAUUUUAGCUGAGACUCGAAGGAAUGAAGGAGGAGAGCAUGAGCGAGGGGAUUCCAGGCUUGGGGUGAGAAAUUCAGGGGUCAGGAGAGUCGCGUGCGAGGAGCAGCCCGGAGAACAACGUCACCGGGACAGUCGAGGACGCAGAGCUGAGUAAGCACAAGACAGGAAAGGGAGAGCAGGAAGGGAGGGGCCAGGCUGUGAAGAGCUUUAAAAGCCAGAGGGGCGGCUGUGCCUUUGAUAACUCCCUGGAGGUAACAGGGAGCCACUGGGGUAGGGGGGAGGGAGAUUCUUGUCAAUCCCGGGGUUCGUGGCCCCUAGAGGCCUUAGGGAAAGCACCCUCGACAGGAGUCACGGGCGGAGCCGCUCACAGUUGCAGCUGGAGAAAGUGGAGUAGAGCGGAAAAGGACGGGAUCGCUCCAGCGGCCCGGGCCCUUUAAGAUCUGGGGAGGGGCGAGACCCGCUCUUCUCCGCCCCGUCCCCCGUCCCCAGGUUGCACCAGGAAGCACUUCCCGCCUCGCCGUUCCCGGGAUCCUGCAGCGGAGCCCCCCGUUAGGUUCCCUUCCCGCCCGCUCGCGCCUGCGCCCUAAGCACCUCUGGCCUCCGAGCUGGCCUGGACUGGGCUCUCCACGUGCAGAAUCUCCGGACUGCUCCGCGGCCAGGAGGGAGGGAGCAAGGGGCCUCCCCACGUGACCGAGCGCGGGCGCUCCCGCCUCCUAGUCCUUUUAAAACUUGGCCUCCGCUCCAUCGUCCUCCUCCGCCGCUGCCUCUGCCCGGGUGCUGGGAGGUUGGAAGCGAGAAGGCCCCCCCGGAGUGGGGAAGCACCAGGCAGUGCAUAGAGCCGCAGCAGGGACUGGCUCUGUGGACAGGCGCGGCUGAGAACAGGUGAGCAGAGGGCUCCCGGCUAUGGCCACCCCAGUGCCUUUGGUCUGCAGCCAGACUGUGAGCAGGGUGAGCUCUGUGCUCAACCGGGAUGUGAAGCAGUUUGGAAAGAAGAAUCUGUUUGAUGAGCAGGACGAGACCUGUUGGAAUUCUGACCAGGGCUCCUCCCAGUGGGUGAUGCUGGAAUUCCCACAGCCUGUCCGAGUGUCUCAGGUGCAGAUCCAAUUCCAGGGUGGGUUUGCAAGUCGCCAGGGCCGUUUGGAAGGUGGCAGGAAGAGUGAGUCUCUGGAGAAGAUUGGGGAUUUCUACCCUCAAGACAACAACUCCCUGCAGAGCUUUCCUGUGGCAGACGUCACACUGGACAAGCUCAAGGUAACUUUUGAAAACAGCACUGACUUUUUUGGCCGGAUCAUCAUCUACCACCUGCGGAUUCUUGGGGAGAAGCUGUGAGCAGCUUCAGUUCAUUGGCCCACCCUGCUUCCUAGACCAGGCAGGACACCCUAGGAGAGGCCACUAGAAGGACAGAGCAGAAGCUGCCCCUGGCUGUGGGCUAGGUGGCCAGGAAGUAGAAAGAGUUCUGGUUUGGGUGAACCAGCUCCCAGCCUGUCUUCUCCCUCCAAGGACCUGGGAAGAGAAUCCCAGAAGGAAAGAGCCUCAGAGGUUUGGUUUAAAUCCUCACAGGAAGCCAGGCUUGAUUAGAAAACAAAAACAUUGUCAAGACAACUUUGAAAGACUUAAGAAUUCUGAGGGUGGAGUAUGCUAUUGGCCUCCUGAUGGAGAGGUGAGAGAUUCGGGAUGCAAAAGCUUUUUUUGGCCUAGACACUGUGGGGAAUUUGUUUUGCCUGACUCUGCGUAUUUGUUACAGGCAUCCCCCCACCCCCAAAGGGGUUUGGGAGAAAGUAAAUGCUUGUCGAUUUAAAAAGGAAAAAAAAAAACCACACUCCUAA